Molecule: messenger RNA, 2751 nt
Organism: Cutaneotrichosporon cavernicola
Lineage: Eukaryota; Fungi; Basidiomycota; Tremellomycetes; Trichosporonales; Trichosporonaceae
Exons: 2
Coding region: 1-2751 (916 amino acids)
Source: RefSeq, a predicted model, not a curated record
AUGCCUCGUCUCAGCGACAUCAAAUUCAAGAAGCCGUCCCGGCUCCAGCGCCUCAUCGAGGACGGGCUUGACGAGAAAGUUCUCGCGGAGCACUUCUCCGACUUCAUCGUCGCUGCGUCGAACUCAGUCGACUACUCGGAACGCGACGCCAACGAUCUCGCGGCGAUUCUCCGGGCGGCCGACGAGCUCGACGCGUACUACACCACCAUCUUCCGCAAUGAGGCCUCCGAUGCCCCAGCAGAUAUGUGGAGCGUAGCGACACCCCAGGCUCUCACCAUGAUCCUCACAUCCUUCUUGUUCUUCAAGAUCAAGCACACCACCGGACAAGACAAGUCUGGCAAGAUCCGCAGCACAACCCUCCGCCGUUGGGCUAAGCAUCUCAUGUUCAUUGCCUCGUACAACAUUGCAGGCCAUGGUGGAUUCGGCAAGGGCCGAGACGUUUCCAUCCUCCACGGACAACUCGUCGACAAGGCCGACUCGCAGUAUCAGGCCGUAGUCAAGCGCUUCUGCAAGUCCACCGCGGCGGACCUUGCCCUUCCCCGCAAUACGAUCGAGCCAAGUUUCUGGGGCCCAUCCGAGUUGUGUCUUGUGGGCCGCGCUUGCGACCUACAGGCACUCUCUGACCCCAACCGUGCUCCCGACGCCAUCCAGGUCAAAGUCCUCGGCCAGAUCUCGCUCGGCACCGGUGUCCACCCAGGCGGAGUAUGCGCCCAAGGGGCACCUUCCUCAACAGACGCAUUCCCCGAGGGCAACAUCGUGUUCUUCCAGCACAAGCGCCAUUUCUAUGACAUGGAGAUGGAUCUCGUGCACCUCAAGGGUCUCAUGGAUCCAUUGGCCCAGGACGUUCCCUUCAAGCCCUACCUCCCUGCCGUCAACCGCCUCCAGAACCUGCAGCUUGAAGCUCAGGCGGGGGUGCUCGCCAUCCUCAUCUCGCGGGGCGUACUCUACGCGCAGAUUGACGGCGCUCGAGUCUACUUCUGCUCGGUCGACGAGUUCGCCGAGUCUACUGCGCACGAGUUCCGGGUUGACAGUGCCCUCCCCUUCUUCCGAACCGUCAACUUGGCCGGCCAGACGCUCGACUCGGCCGUCACCACCUCACAGAUGAACGCCAAGCACUCGGCCAUCGUCAACCCCGUUCGACUCGCCGGGGGCAAGCUGUACAACUACCGCAAGUAUCACGGUGCACUCGUUCGAGCUGGCUAUGGUCGGGAGGCGCAGGCAACUGCUCUGAACCACGGCUCUACACGAGACGCCGGGCGCACGGCGUACAGUCGCGGCGUGGGCGACACCUCCUUCGCCUCCGCUGUAAUCGGCGAGUUCAACGAAGGAGACACGGACGUGCUCAACAAGCUCCAAUCAUCGGGCGUUCUGAAACGCGAGCGCGAUGGCCCCGCCGUUCAAGCUCUGAUUGAGCUGAGGAAGAAGGGCAUCGCGGGCGACACAUCGAGCGUGCAUGCCCCCGACAGCGAUGUUCAGGCGCUCGCCGACGCCGACGAGGCCUACGGCGUUCUCUCUCGCCGGGUCGACGAGUUGACCGCCAAGCUCGAUGACAAAACCAUCCACGUCCCCAAUGUCAAGCGCGAACUCAAGCUGGCUGUGCGUCACAGGAAUGACCGGAAGAAGGCUCUGCGCAACAACCUUGAGCGCAAGCUGCUUCGCACCCGGAUCCGUGACUACCAGUUCCCCGGCGCGACGCUGGACGAGUUCGCCGACGCUCGUCAAGCCAUGGGCAAGAUUCGUUCCUCUUUGCCGCUCAUCCUACUCCCCCAGGACGACAAGGACCCUCUGGGCCUUGAAGGAGUGUGGCCCGCGUCUGCAGCCCUCCCCAACGGCACCCAGACGCACUUUGGAGUCGAGGAUGACGCGGCCAGCGACGCGGAAGAGUCUGACGACGACGACGAGGGCCCCAGCUACUUCCACGACCUCGAGGGCAAGUCCGUCGUGCACAUGCAGGACCGCCUGUCGAAUGAGGGGAUCAACAUCGCAAAAGCAUCCUCGAAGCCGGCUCGCACGAAGCGCACCACCUCGGACGGAGCUCGUCAAACUGCUCCUCUCCCCCUCCGCCGUGGAGCCUCAUCGGCAGAUGCUUCUCCUGCUCCCCGUCCACCCGCUCCUCCUCUCUCCCGCGGACCCAUUCUUGGCCGCCCUUCCUACGCCCGGGGCCAAAACCCGACACCCGAGCAGCCGAGGAUGGCGUGGGACGAUCUGGUCAAUCGUUCUGACGCAUGGACAGAGGAUACUGAGCCCGGCGGCGUUGACGACCCGGCUACAGUCGCUCGAGCACGACUUGACCUCAUGCGCAAGUACGAGAGCCUCCUCCGUGUUCCUAGGAACAAGCAGGCUAUCGUCAACUUCGUGGCCACUGCGGGAUGGUGCCCCUAUUGCCGUCUCGAUGAGGUCGGCACUCAUGCCAUCAGGACCAGGGCGAACGGAUCUACUUAUGUGACCACACGCCCCGUCGGGGUGCUGAACGCGAACUCCUGGGGGUCGGGGAUCGGGGACCACAUCAAAUCUUCCCACCCCCGCGACUACCUCAAGAUCAUGCGCGGAGACGAGCUUCCACCCGCCCGCUCGGACGCGAACGCAGCCCUCCAUGCCUCUCCCGAAAUCGUCGCUGCGAUGAAGGAAACAGUUGCUACAGCGCUGACGUUCGACUUCUACGGCGAUGAGCCCAUCCCGGUGCCCUCAGAUGAGGAGCUUAGGGCUUUCUUGCAGGAUUGUUACGCGUACGCUGACAUGCUCCGAAUCUAG